Dicrocoelium dendriticum is the source of this 1347-nucleotide messenger RNA. Lineage: Eukaryota; Metazoa; Platyhelminthes; Trematoda; Plagiorchiida; Dicrocoeliidae. The record is from the annotation of a GenBank genome assembly.
AUGUUCCACCUCCGUAAUGAGAAUGGUGAGCGAUUGCUCCAGCUGUGUGAAGAUGCUCGCCUGUUUCUCGCGAGCACUAAUUUUCGACACAGCACCCGCAGAAGUGUGACUUGGCGGCCACCAGCCUCGGGCCAGUCAUGGACGCAAAUCGAUCAUAUCGUGAUCAGUUACCGCUGGAGAGGCUGUGUCCAAAACUGUCGCUCGAUUUGGAGCACGAGCGUGGACUCUGACCACGCACUUGUCUGUGCCGACCUCCUGGUGCGUUUCGGUGGACGUCCGCGACGUCGAUGUGAACGGAUUGACACUAGCCAGCUGGCGAAGCCAGAUGUUCUGAAUGUGUACCAAGAUGCGCUGACAUCUGGGCUGAGUAAACGCCCACUAAACACCGUUGAAGAUCACUGGUCGCACACUCGUCAAGCGUUGCUAUUAGCAGGCAUGUCUUCAUGUGGCAAAACAAAUUGCCAAACCGGACAUUGGGUCUCUACACAGUCUCUGGAACUUAUGGAUGCUCGCCGACGUAUUCCGGCUGGAAGCGAAUACAAUGAAUCUCGCAAAAAUCUCAGGGCAAAACUACGUGCUAGCCUGAAGAAGGACCGCGAAACCUGGUGGUCUCAUCGUGCAUCUGAGAUGGAAACAGCCGCUGCCAUUGGUAAUCAUCGUAAGUUAUACCGUCUGAUACGGGCAACAGGCAGCAGGAGACCUGGUGUUAGCGAGACCAUACGCGACGAGAGUGGGCAGAUGAUCCACAGCCUGUCAAAACGCUUGGAGCGUUGGGCUGAACACUUUGCACGGCAAUUUAACCAACCUGAGUUAUCACUUUCUUCGGGCAUUGAACGCCCUUCUCCUUGGGCCGUCUCCCUGGAUCCGCCCUCACGCGCUGAAGUCGAAUGUGAGAUCAGGCUGUUGAAAUUGCAUAAGGCCGCAGGGGCAGAUACUAUUCCUCCAGCCCUCUUCAAGUUCGGUGGACCUGCUCUAAUAGGUGAUCUACACGAGUUGCUAGUAAAACUUUGGGAGCAGGAGACAGUCCCGACAGACUGGAACCGCUCUGUCAUUGUCCCAAUUUUCAAGGGAGGCUCCCAUUUGGUAUGUGGUAAUUAUAGAGGGAUCAGUCUGAUUUCGAUUGCCUCUAAAUUGCUUGCCUCUCUCAUUCUCCACAGACUGACUGGCACUCGUGAAAGCCAGAUUCGUGAAGAGCAAGCCGGAUUUCGUCGAGGUCGGAGCUGCAUCGACCACAUCUUCACAUUGCGUCAAGUGUUGGAGCACCGCCAUGUUUAUUGGCGACCCACCGUUGUCGUGUUUCUUGACAUAAAAGGUGCCUUCGACUCAGUCGAUCGAUGUGCACUUUGA